AUUUGUUGGGGCUGUUGCUUGGACCCAAGGGGAGCUGUAAAAGCAGUGGGCACCCAGUGUGCUCUGCCACGCCGGCUGCGGGGAUCAUCGUUACCGCCGCGGUCAGAACCUCGGCAAAGGCUGGCCGUUUCGGGGCCCCGGGCGCGCGCCUGCGCACGCGCACCGGCGGCCAGGUUCACAAUAAAGGUGCUAAGAAGGAGAAUGUAAGACAGGAAAAGAAUUAAAUAUUUGACCGAGUCUCUUCAACAGACCACGUUUAAGAGGUGUCUCGUCCCCCGUUACCGGCGGCUGGAACACAAUGGAUCCCACAGGGGCACUGGACACCGAGGAUGAACUGGGCCCUUUAGCCCAUCUCGCCCCGAGUCCUCAGAGCGAAGCCGUUGCCCACGAAUUCCAGGAACUCUCCCUGCAGUCCAGUCAGUACCUACCCCCUCUGCACGAGCGGAAGAAUGGAAGUGUAGUCUUUGGGGAGUCAGGACUCCAGCCUCUUCUGCUGACUCAGUCCGUGAGCACGGUGCUCCAGCUGAGGCUGCAACAAAGGAGGACGCGAGAGCAACUAGUGGACCAGGGCAUCAUGCCACCUUUGAAGAGCCCAGCGGCAUUCCAUGAGCAGAUAAAAAGCUUGGAACGAGCCAGAACCGAAAACUUUUUGAAGCACAAGAUCAGGAGCCGGCCAGAUCGCUCUGAACUUGUCAGGAUGCACAUUUUAGAAGAAACGUUUGCAGAGCCGUCCCUGCAGGCCACUCAGAUGAAGUUGAAAAGAGCUCGUCUAGCCGAUGAUCUGAAUGAAAAGAUUGCACAAAGGCCUGGUCCUAUGGAGCUGGUGGAGAAGAACAUCCUGCCUGUCGACUCCAGUGUCAAGGAAGCAAUUAUAGGUGUUGGGAAGGAGGAGUAUCCCCAAACUCAGGGUGAUUUCUCAUUUGAUGAAGACAGCAGUGACGCUUUGUCUCCAGACCAGCCAGCCAGCCAGGAGUCGCAGGGGUCAGCCGCGUCCCCAAGUGAGCCAAAAGCGAAUGAGUCGCCAUCUCCUGCUACUGCAAACACUCCAGCCCAGUUUACUUCAGUGUCCCCAGCAGUUCCUGAAUUCUUGAAAACUCCCACUCCUGCGGAUCAGCCCCCCCCAAGGUCCACAGCUCCUGUGCUCCCCACAAACACUGUGUCCUCAGCAAAGCCUGGGCCAGCACUGGUGAAGCAAAGCCACCCCAAGAAUCCGAACGACAAGCACCGCAGCAAAAAGUGCAAAGACCCCAAACCCCGGGUGAAGAAGCUGAAGUACCACCAGUACAUUCCACCAGACCAGAAAGGCGAGAAGAGCGAGCCGCCGCUGGACUCCAACUACGCGCGCCUGCUCCAGCAGCAGCAGCUCUUCCUGCAGCUGCAGAUCCUGAGCCAGCAGCAGCAGCAGCACUACAACUACCAGACCAUCCUGCCCGCGCCACUCAAGCCACUCAAUGACAAAACUAACAACAGUGGGAAUUCGGCUUUGAACAAUACGACACCUAACGCAGCCAGACAGAACACAUGUGCUCCUGUGAGAAAGCCAGGACCCCUGCCUUCUAGCCUGGACGACUUAAAGGUAUCGGAACUGAAGACGGAGCUGAAGCUGAGGGGUCUUCCGGUGUCGGGCACCAAGCCCAACCUGAUCGAGCGCCUGAAACCCUUCCAGGAAGCGACCAGCAGCAGCGCUGCCACUGAUGGCAUCGUGGCGGUGUCCACAUCUGCCGUUGUCACCAGCAGCCCAGAAGUCACCAAGGCACUGCCAGUGACCGCACUGCACAGCUCUGUGACUAGUGCAGGCUCCACUUUCAAGGCAGAAUUGCCAUCCGCUGGCAGCAGCAGCACGGCCCACGUGGAAAAUGUUAGUUCGCCUCUGCCAAUCUCGCCGUCUCCCUCCGAGCAGUCCAGUCUCAGUGCCGAGGACACAAACAUGGCGGACACUUUCACCGAGAUUCUGACCAUGAUGUCCCCUUCCCAGUUCCUGUGCUCCUCUCCUUUGAGAGUGACGAGUAACGAGGACAGCCUGAGCCCCACCAGCAGCACUCUGUCCAGCCUGGAACUGGAUGCAGCUGAGAAGGACCGCAAGCUGCAGGAGAAAGAAAAGCAGAUCGAAGAGCUGAAGAGGAAACUGGAACAAGAGCAGAAGCUCGUGGAGGUUCUGAAAAUGCAACUGGAGGUUGAAAAACGAGGCCAGCAGCAGCAGCCGCGGCCCCUGGAGUGCCAGCCCAGCGCCCCAGGGAAUUCUGUCAGUAAGUUAGAGACGCAUGGCGCUGUGGCUUCCUCUGUCAAAGACGAGACGUCCUCGCUCAAUGACUGCUCCAGCCCCAGGCAGCCCGUCCCUGUCCCCGGAGCCAGCCACUCUGCAGCCCCGCCCGUCUCUGCAGGUGGCCAGACCCUCGGUGCCACAACAGCUGUCGUGAUCAAGCAGGAGGUGCCCGCGGCCCAGGCCGAGCAGCAGGCCAUCGUCCCGCAGUUCUACGUGAGUGCCCAGGGCCAGCCGCCGCCUGCCGUCGUCGCCCAGCCUCAGGCCUUGCUGGCCACGCAGACUGCUCAGCUGCUGCUGCCCGUGUCCAUCCAGGGCUCCAGCGUCACGUCGGUGCAGCUCCCCGUGGGCGGCCUCCAACUCCAGACUCCACCGCAAACAGGAAUCCAGACUCAGCCUCAGAUAGCGACCGCUGCUUUGUCCUCGGGCUUGGCCCAGACUGGGCCUCAGAAACAAGACCCAUUCAUGCCGCGUGUGCUCAGCCAGCCACAGCAGGUCAGAAAGGUGUUUGCAAAUUCGGUGGCCGCUCCUGUUGUCCCGUAUCAGCGACCACCCGCCCCAGCGGGCCCCCAGCCCUUCACUAACAAGGCCCCCAGCAGCGCUCUCCAGUCCAGAAGCGGGCCCCUGCCAGCCCUGCAGAAUGGGCUGAAGCCUCCCAGCAAGCCCAGUUCGCCCCCUCCACCCCAGCAGUUUGUUGUCCAGCACUCUCUGUUUGGGAGCCCCAUCCCCAAGACAAAAGACCCUCCCCGCUACGAGGAGGCCAUCAAGCAGACGCGCAGUGCCCAGUCCUCCCUCCCAGAGGUUUCCAGCGCCCACAGCCAGCAGAUGGACGACCUCUUUGACAUUCUCAUCAAGAGUGGAGAGAUUUCCCUCCCCAUAAAGGAAGAGCCUUCUCCUAUUUCCAAAAUGAGACCAGUGACAGCCAGCAUCACCACAAUGCCCGUCAGCACCGUGGUGUCCCGGCCACCACCUCAGGUGCAAAUGGCACCACCCAUAUCCUUAGAGCCUAUGAGCAGCUUAUCUGUCAGCUUAGAGAACCAACUGGAAGCUUUCUUGGAUGGAACUUUACCUUCAGCCAAUGAAAUUGCUCCACUACAAAGCAGCAGUGAAGACAGAGAGCCCUUCUCUCUGAUGCAGGACCUGCAGAACGAUCUGCUGAGUCACUCGAGCGUGCUGGACCAUUCGCACUCACCCAUGGAGACAUCCGAGGCCCAGUUUGCUGCGAGUACUCCCUGUCUGUCACUUGACCUUUCCGACUCAAACUUGGACAACAUGGAGUGGUUAGACAUCACGAUGCCCACCUCGUCGUCGGGCCUCACUCCUCUCAGCGCCACUGCGCCCAGCAUGUUCUCUGCUGACUUUCUAGAUCCCCAAGACCUACCGCUGCCAUGGGACUAACAUCACAGGCUUCUCGUCUCCCAGUUCAUGAGGUUUAAGAGGAUGAAUGUGAUUCUAGAAGGUCAGUUUAGAGACAGAUCCACUGUUGCAAUUAAAAUACAUUGUCACAGAAAGAACGGAUGGUCACAGCCUGGAAACCAAGUUGGAGACCAUUUCACUGGCUCCAGCAGUGAGUGUCUGCAACCUGGCACGGCUCCGGGCCUUCUGAAAAACCUCCGUCCAGGAAGACUCAUCUGUUUCUCCAGACUCCAAUAACAAAUGGAAAGUAUCUUAGAUAAAAACAUACAGAAGAGUCACGUGCACAGGAUAAGGACACGAGGGUUCUCUGGUAAUCAACUACAUUCAAACCUCUGGGGUCACUUUCGGGCUCUAACUGAAAGGCAGACGGCUCCACUCAAAGCAGCACGCCGGUUUUUAGGGCACAUGCAGUUCCCAGAAAGGGCCUGAGCCCGGCCCGGUGCACAGCCAGAGCCCCGCUGGUCGGCGCCAGCUUCCAGCUGAUGACUUUUGCUUCCAUUCAGAAACCAGUGUAAUUGUUUUGUGUUGCAGUUUAUUUUAUGAUUUUGGGAAUCUUACUUUAGAUUUCCAAAUUUAAAUUUAAAUGGAAGCUCUUUCACCAUAAGCAGACAAUGUCUACAAAAUACUGUCAUAAACAAUCCACUGUAAAAAGUCCAGGUCUAUUGAUAACACUGAAAAUUCUAUCCGCAACCCUCUGGGUUGAUCAGAUUGAUUUAAUGUGUAAAGAAGACAUUUGUAUGUCCACUCUGAAGUUGGGAUUUGUACAGCCUGUGUUGGGGUAAGGAAUUGGGUAUCCCCAGUGGCCCUAUUUCUCUCAAUAACGCGCAUUUUUCUAGAGUACUUGAGCCACGUGUAUUUCUGUAUUUAAAGAAUCACUGACUAGCUUUCAGGUAACCAGACCCAUCUCAAAGAACCAAGAAAAGGCUUUAGCGUAAAACACCUUUCUGAGCUGGAGAGUGGCAAAGCGAGGGCGAGGGAGAGCGUCCCAGGCCCAGUCCCAGGCUGGACUGUCACCAGGGUGGCCUCGGGCCCCAGCUCUGGCUGUCCCCUUCGCCAUCGCUUAUCCUGGUCACCAUUUGACAGGCUUGUAACUGGAUGUCAUGCCCGAGCUCUCACUAGAUUUUGAAAAACUGGAGGUUUUAUUAGUUAUUUUUUAUAUAGACCAAAAGUUACCACAUAAUUUGUUGAGUAGUUUAAGAAUUUUCUAAAAUGCCAACUAUCACAGAAUUUCCAAAAUAAUUUCAAAGUAGUCAUUUAAGUAUAUGACAAAAUGUAUAUAUAACUGAAAAAAAAAAAAAACUCUUUGUAUCUACCACAAAGUGUGGAGGUUCUUACUAAAUAUUGUUGUGCUCUCCACCUCACCUGUGUAAGCACUCGGGUCAGGCUGCUUUCUCUGGGUCAGUAAGUGGUGACCUCACAGUGAUGUGCAAAGACAACCUGACCUGGUAUUUGGAAAGAAUUUGUGAAUCAUUUCUGGGCUUGUUUUUGCCUAAGUGCUGAUCUGAUUUCAAAUUUGUAUUGCAGUUUGUAAAUUUCACUACAUGUAAGAAAAGUCCGUUUUCCCAGAAUUCAGUCGCCCAGAAACUGCAGCCCUGGUAACAAAACGCCGGUGAACGUUUCAAGGCAGAGGCGGUUGUGCUCAGUGUGCUCUGUGGUGAGCUCCGUGUCCCCGAAAA
This is a messenger RNA of Rhinolophus ferrumequinum (greater horseshoe bat), 5352 nucleotides long. RefSeq names its product myocardin related transcription factor B (gene MRTFB). The record is from RefSeq and is a predicted model, not a curated record. The transcript is spliced from 18 exons. Gene Ontology annotation, biological process: smooth muscle cell differentiation. Lineage: Eukaryota; Metazoa; Chordata; Mammalia; Chiroptera; Rhinolophidae. The coding region runs from base 299 to 3658 and encodes 1119 amino acids.